AUGCCGCUAAGCCUACGCGCCGCGCUCCAGCUCCGCCGCUUCUUCUCCACUGACGCUGCCCUCGCACCCCCGAAGCUGCGGAACCUGCCCUACCGCCUCCGCCACGUUGCCGUCCCCGCCGCGCGCGCCGUCAUCUCCGAGUACCUCCACUCGACGCGCUGCCUCGCGUCCUCCCACGCCGAUUCCAUCGCCGCGCACUCCCCGCGCUCCCUCCUCUCCUUCCUCGCCGCGCUCCCCACCGUGCCGCGCUCCCUCCCCACCUCGGAGCUUCCCGCCCACCUCCGCCGCCACCUCAACUUCCACCCGCUCAAUGAGCUCCCCUUCUUCCUCGAAUCAAUCGGCGGGCCCACCGCGGCGGCCCCCUGCUUCAACUCCAUGUUCCUCUCCGACCACCCCUCCCUGCUCGGCGCCGUCGCCGCGCUCGCGCACUUCGGAUUCCCAUGGUCACGCCUCGGACUCCUCUUCCCUAGCGUCCUCCUCGACGUGCCCCCGGACCUCAUCUCCGCGCGCCUCUCCGCUCUCGAGGCCCGCCUCCACCGGCUCCCUCGCUCCGCCAUCAUCGCCGCCUGCCUUACCUUCCCAUCGCUUCUCGAGGGGGAUCUAUCCGACUAUGACAUACUCAUUAAGGAUAUUGCCACCACGUUCAAAGGAUUGGGGCCGGAUUUGAGUUCCAGCAAUGACAUUGACGCGUUCUCGGGGGUGUGCCGGAGGAUGCGGAUGUUUUAUGAUGCCGGGGCAGAGAUUGGUAGCAUUGGGGGACUUGUCGGAGGCAGCCAGUGGGUGUUUCUUGAGCUCGGGGAAAAGAGGAUUGCUGAAAGGCUGUGGUUCUUCAAGGAGCUGGGGAUGGAGGGGAAGGAGAUGGGAAGGUUUUUGCUGAGCAAUCCCAGGAUUUUCGAUCUUGAUUUCUCUGAUGUGAUGAUCUCAGUGCCAAGGUAUCUGCGGAGGGUUGGAUUGGCAGAGGAUGAGAUCGAUGCUGCGGUGGAGAAGCACCCGUAUGUUGUUGGGAAGAACCAACUGGAGAACCUUCCUAGGGUGCUGCGGGCAAUGGAGCUGGAGCAUCGGUUCCUGGAGAAGAUAUUGGCCGGUGGGGAGAGUUUGCGCUAUUUAUCACCAGAAUUUGUUUUGGAGGAUGAUAGCUAUGAUGCCGAGGUCGAAAGAGCUUUCUUGGAUGGGAUGGCUAAGGUCAUGGUCGAGAGGAAAGCACAUUUUGUAGACAAGAAGCUGGAGUUCUUGAAAAGUGUUGGGUAUGGUGAGAAUGAGAUAACCACCAAGGUAAUUCCUGCCCUUAACAGCACCAAGGAUUUGCUGUUGGAGCGGUUUGACUACCUCCUGGAAAGAGGAGUGGAGUAUAAGAUACUAUGUCGGAUCUUGCGCAUUUUUCCAAAGGUGCUGAACCAGAGUAAGGAUAUGCUCAAUGAGAAAUUGAACUACCUCACAGAGGAGCUGGGCUACUCCUUGGAGUACCUGCAUUGCUUCCCUGCAUUUUUGUGCUUUGAUUUGGAGAACAGGACCAAGCCUAGAUGGUUUCGAUGGAUGCUUUCGUGGAGGCCAUCAAGGAUCCUAAAUGAAGAAGAGUCAGUUCUCAUCUCAUGCCAUAAGCAGCCCUCCUCUUCCAUGGUGAUGUACCUUCCUCCGCGCUCCAAUUCCGUCGGCAUGCGGAGCAUCCGCCGCGAGCUCCAGCGCAGGAGGUCCAAGCCCUUGGCGCCCACGAGGUCUGUCGCCAAGAAGCCGUCCGCGUCACCACUGCCGAGUCACAGCUCGAGCGACGCCGUCCGGGAUCCAUGCCCUCGUCCACCACGCCAGGAGGUACCAUCGUCGACGAUCUCCCAUUCCCGAGGCUCCACCGUCACCGACGCGUCACCACAGCCCCGGCCUUCGUCGCGCUGCACCUCCGCCUCUCCGCCACCGCCGCUGCUUCGGUCCGACCCCUCCUCCACCGGGUCUGCGUUCCGAGCUGCUCCCGGUGUCCCCGCACAGCUGAAGCCUGGGACGGUGGUUCGUGUCCGCACGAGGACUGCGAAGCUGAAGACGGGGCAGGUUCUCGUGCUCUGCCUCAAAGCCACGAUCGUGUCGUCGUCCACCGACGGAGGCUACGAGGUUGUCUACGACGCCAACUUUCCACGCGGCGAUCCCAAGAGCACCGUCCACGUCGCGCCGCACCAGGUCAGGCUGAUCAAUCCAUCUCCGUCGCCGACGACACCACCGCCGUCCCUGCCUCCGCCCACCGUCACUGUCUCCGUGACUACGAAGAAGGAGAUGCCGAGGCCAACCACGGCAGGGAAGAGCCUGCGCCUCAUCCGCAGCCUCUUUCCGGAGAUGGAGCUUCCGUUCAUGAAUCGUGCAAGUCCCAUGUGGUGUUGUUGCCCAGACCAGCGUUCUGGUGAUUUAUAUGUAUGCUCGUAUAUGAUUAUAUAUUUGUAUACAAGCUGGGGCAUUUACAUUUUACUCAUUUUUGGUCUGACCACUGUUUUCUCUGGGAGGGUUUUCUUGAACAGAAUGAGGUUCAAGCAGACUGUUCCUAUUCACAUAGCGAUUGGCAUCAUGUGCCUGAGCAUCUCGUCACUGGAGAUCUUCUCUGCUUCUCGUCGAUCCAAUCGAUCUGCAGCUCUCCUCCGCCAUGGUAAUGUACCUUCCUCCGCGCUCCUCUUCCGCCGGCAUGCGGAGCAUCCGCCGCGAGCUCCAGCGCAGGAGGUCCAAGCCCUUGGCGCCCACAAGGUCGGUCGCCAAGAAGCCGUCCGCGUCUCCGCCGCCGCGUCACGGCUCGAGCGACGCCGUCCGAAGUCUAUGCCCUCGUCCACCGCGCCAGGAGGUACCAUCGUCGACCAUCUCCCAUUCCCGAGGCUCCACCGUCACCGACGCGUCACCACAGCCCCGGCCUCGCUCUUCGUCGCGCUGCACCCACGCCUCUCCCCCGCCGCCGCCUCGGUCUGCCCAUCUUCGGCAAGUUCCGAGCUCGGGGCUACUCCUGGAGUCCCCGCGCAUCUGAAGCCUGGGACUGUGGUUCGUGUCCGCACGAGGACUGCGACGCUGAAGACGGGGCAGGUUCUCGUGCUCUGCCUCAAAGCCACGAUCGUGUCGUCGUCCACCGACGGAGGCUACGAGGUUGUCUACGACGCCAACUUGCCACACAGGGAUCCCAAGAGCACCGUCCACGUCGCACCGCACCAGGUCAGGGUGAUCGAUACGUCUCCGUCGCUGACAACUCCACCGCCGUCCCUGCCUCCGCCCACCGCCACUGUCGCCGCGACUACGAAGAAGGAGAUGCUGAGGCCAACCACGGCAGGGAAGAGCCUGCGCCUCAUCCGCAGCCUCUUUCCGGAGAUGGAGCUUCCGGUCCGGGCUUGA
This is a messenger RNA of Miscanthus lutarioriparius, 3345 nucleotides long. Lineage: Eukaryota; Viridiplantae; Streptophyta; Magnoliopsida; Poales; Poaceae. The record is from the annotation of a GenBank genome assembly.